GUGAGGGGUUAAACUGGAGAGGAACUGACUGUCAUGCCUAUCAGGUAACGGUUACCACUGGCAGCUACUACAAGCAUGUAGUGGGAGGGGAAUCUUUUGUAUGAGCCCCUCCCCCGAGUCCACCCUGUCCUAUAGAAAAGACACAGGGUGUGAACCGCUGCUGUGAGGUUCCCUCCCUUAAUCUAAGUGAAACCACAUUGGAGAAUGCACUCACACACGCAUACAAUCACUUCCACACACCCAUUCUCGGUCAUGUAAGUCACUCAAGUCAGUGUUCCUUCCUGUUUUUCACUUGUUCCGUCUUCCCUCGUGCCGUGUGUGCAUUGACUGGGCUGAAGGAGGAAGUCAGGAAAAAGUUUGCCAAGGAAGAGCCACAACACUGGCAAAGAGGAAGAGAGGGGCCCAUAAGAACAUGUUACAAGGACUUUCGGGAGGAGGUUUUUGUUAGUGUUGUGACGUUUGCUUGUGGGGAUAUCUGCCAGACACCAUGGGGGCUGUGAGAGGUGUUGUUGGGGUUGAAGGGAGCAGAAAAGUGCUUUUGACAGGAGAGGACUCACACACUCUGUGAGAGUCAACACGGUGUUUGAGCAAAAGAGCUCCAGCAAGACAAACCAGAUGCCACCUGACGGAUUUUAGAGGGAAACCCGACCCUGACGCCUCACAGACUGCUGAGGAAUAGACUUAGACACACAUGAGUGGGAGAGGAGAGAGGCUACAAGGAACAUGGAAGCAUUGAGAGAGUCGUUUCUGCAUUUAACUUUUCAGAUGUCAACAUAUAAGAGAGCAACGCUGGAUGAGGAAGACCUGGUGGACUCCACCGGUGACGACAUUUACACAUCCUCACCUAUGCAGGUGACUCUUCUGCAUGGCCGUGGUCCCACAUGUUGGCCCGACAGGACGCACAGAGAGAGGAGGCUGCUUUUCUUACUGUGUGUCGUGUCUGUGGGCCUGCUUAUAUCUCUCAUCACAACUGGGGUCUUCUACAAACAGACUCACCCACACUUGUGUCUAACAGAGCCAUGCAUUACUGUGGCCAGCGCGGUCAUGGGAGCCCUCGACAGAUCCGUAGACCCCUGCCAUGACUUCUACAGCUUUGCCUGUGGUGGUUGGAUGAAGAACAACCCUCUCCCCGAGGGCAAGUCCCGCUGGGGAUCUUUCAGCAACCUCUGGGAGCACAACAUGCUUGCAAUGAAGCAUUUAUUGGAAAACACAACGAUGAAAGGUCUGAGUAAAGCUGAGGAAAAGGCCCAGCGAUAUUAUCAGGCAUGCAUGAAUGAGGCCAAGAUUGAGGAAUUAGGAGCUAAGCCACUACAGGAGCUAAUCAGCCAGUUAGGAGGAUGGGCCCUGACCGAACCCUGGGACAAGGACAACUUCCAGGAAGUUUUGCGUGCGGUGUCGGCCAACUAUCACACCUCGCCUUUCUUCACCGUGUUUGUCAGCACUGACUCCAAGAACUCCAACAGUAACAUCAUCCAGGUGGAUCAGUCCAGCCUGGGACUACCUUCACGGGAUUACUACCUCAACAAAACAGCAAAUGAAAAGUAUUUGACGGCAUACCUCAACUUCCUGGUGGAGUUAGGGGUUCUCCUGGGUGGCACGGAGGAGACAUCUCGGACGCUGAUGGAGGAGAUCGUGGACUUUGAAACCACCCUGGCCAAUAUCACCGUCCCUCAGGAGGAGAGGAGAGAUGAGGAGGUCAUCUACCAUAAGAUGGAGGCCAAGGAUCUGACUACUCUGGUUCCUGCAGUGGACUGGAUGCCAUAUCUCACAGAAGUGUUUGCUCCCGUGCCCCUCAACGAGUCAGAGCCAGUGGUUGUUUAUGCCAAGGAAUACCUCCAGAAAGUUUCUGACCUCAUAACUAAAACCAAUAAAAGCCUUCUCAACAACUAUAUGAUAAUGAAGGUGGUGAGGAAGAUGGUGUCCAUUUUAGACCAAAGGUUUCAGGAUACUGAGCAGCGCUUCCUGGAGGUCAUGUAUGGAACCAAGAAGAGCUGCACUCCACGAUGGAAGCUGUGCGUCAGUGACACAGACAGCGCCCUGGGCUUCGCUCUUGGAGCCAUGUUUGUCAAAGCCACCUUUGCGGAGGACAGCAAGGCCAUUGCUGAAAAUAUGGUUGCAGAAAUUAAAUGGGCGUUUGAGGACAGCUUGAAGUAUGUGCGCUGGAUGGACUCGGAGACAAAAAAAGCAGCAAAAGAAAAGGCAGAUGCAAUAUACAACAUGGUUGGGUAUCCAGAGUUCAUCAUGAAUGCCACAAAGCUGGACAAAGUGUUCAAUGAUUUUGAGGUGGUGUCAGAACUGUACUUCCAAAAUGUCAUGCAGUACUACAACUUCUCAGCCAGAGUGACUGCAGACCAGCUGAGGAAAAUUCCCAACAGAAACCAGUGGAGCAUGACCCCUCCAACCGUGAAUGCAUAUUAUAACCCAACCAAAAAUGAGAUGGUUCUGCCAGCGGGGAUUCUUCAGGCUCCGUUUUAUAGUCGCUCGUGGCCCAAAGCUCUUAACUUUGGUGGAAUUGGUGUAGUCAUGGGUCAUGAACUGACUCACGCUUUUGAUGACCAAGGUAGGGAAUAUGACAAAGAUGGAAACCUGCGUCCCUGGUGGAAGAAUUCUUCUGUGGAGGCCUUUAAGAAGCAGACCCAGUGCAUGGUGGAGCAGUAUGGAAAUUACAGCAUCAACAAGGAGCCUCUGAAUGGAAAGCACACCCUGGGAGAGAACAUCGCUGACAAUGGUGGACUUAAGGCCGCCUACAAGGCUUAUGUGAACUGGAUCAAAAAGAACGGAGAGGAGGCCACACUGCCUGCGCUGGGAAUGACGAACCAUCAGCUGUUUUUUGUAGGAUUUGCUCAGGUAUGGUGCUCUGUAAGGACACCGGAAAGUUCACAUGAGGGCGUGAUCACAGACCCCCACAGCCCAUCAAGAUUUAGAGUCAUCGGCACAGUCUCCAAUUCUCAUGAAUUCUCAAAGCACUUUGGCUGCAAGGCAGAUGCUCCCAUGAACCCUAAACAUAAGUGUGAGCUUUGGUGAUGCCUCAUUGCUCAGUGAGGUUUAUCAGCAUGGAGUCAAAUAGACGUUGGGGAUAAUAGCUUGAGAUACUGACAAAGUCUCUCUGGACAGGGAACGCAAAAAUCACUGAAACUCCUACUGCCUUGUCACUUAAUGCUUAUCACACUCUUAUCUGGACAAAAUGGGGCUGCUCUGUAUGGAGGAAUUGAAAUGUUCAGUGCUUCUCCACAGGGACCAUUGAUUUAGCAAACCGCUUUCCUCAACUUAAGAAGUUACAUGUAGCUAUGAAUGCCCUUUCUGAACACUGGAAACCCAACAAAUGGUCACAAAAUAUGGGAGAACCACUCUCAAAUGUUGUAAGCUGAUUGUUUGUCACAUAAUGUGAUAAAUAAGCGAACUUGUGUUUCUUGUUAACUCUUCACUGUGCUUGGAUCUGCUUCUGUUUACUUAAAUUUUAUUUUAUUUAUGGCAGUAAAUGUUUAUAUGUCAGUGAUGAUGAAAAAUUGGGUCAUAUAGACAGUUUGAUAAGCCUUUUAUUAAGAAUUUAUAUAAAUAUGCUUAUAAUACUAUGUUUUAGAACCACUGCAAUAUUUCUGAAACAUUUUGUGUACAAUCAGGUAAAACUGUUACAUUUUACAGAAAUAAUGUUUAUUUGUGUUUAAAAAAAAACACACAGAAAAGCAAAGUAAAUAGGACUCCAAUAUCCCAUUGCUGGAAUUUCUAUAGUGGAAGACCAAUACAAAUCAGAAGCAUGAUGAAGGAAUUGAGAAAUUUACGGCAAUAAAUUAAAGCAUUAACUAUUUUUUCAUUCAGAAACUUGGUCAUAUAGGCUAAGCCAUGGUGUGCCAUACCUGUUCUUAUGAGUAAGAGUUUGUCACAAAUUAUUUUGUAUAGUAAAACAAUCUUAAAACAC
This is a messenger RNA of Scatophagus argus, 3916 nucleotides long. It is a transcript of the gene ece1, whose product is annotated as endothelin converting enzyme 1. Gene Ontology annotation, molecular function: metalloendopeptidase activity. Gene Ontology annotation, biological process: peptide hormone processing. The transcript is spliced from 18 exons. The record is from RefSeq and is a predicted model, not a curated record. Lineage: Eukaryota; Metazoa; Chordata; Actinopteri; Scatophagidae. Bases 724 to 3024 code for a protein of 766 amino acids. Gene Ontology annotation, cellular component: plasma membrane.